Molecule: messenger RNA, 351 nt
Organism: Somion occarium
Lineage: Eukaryota; Fungi; Basidiomycota; Agaricomycetes; Polyporales; Cerrenaceae
Source: the annotation of a GenBank genome assembly
AUGGGCGCGAACGACGUUGCAGGUGCAUGCCGAGUAUCGCGCAGCUGGAGCAAAGGCAUAACCUCAUUGCUAUACAAGCACGUCACGUUGGCUACUCCCGAGCAAGUUCGCCUCUUUCUCAGGAUUCUGAGGACAAGUCAAUGCCCAAUUGAGCUCGUGGAGAAGAUAAUUCCGGUAGAUCACAGAAAGAUCUCGAUGGAUCAGAACGUAGACACCUACAAUCGCCGUGUUUUGGUUCAAAUGCGCGAGGACGUUCGUUCCGUCUUCUCUAUCCGCAAAGGCGUUCAGGGCUUCACCGUCAAUUUCAACCGCACGUCUGACCCUAUCGGUGACGUGGUCGCGAAGGAUUGA